Eupeodes corollae is the source of this 6331-nucleotide messenger RNA. RefSeq lists its product as uncharacterized. Gene Ontology annotation, molecular function: zinc ion binding; metalloaminopeptidase activity. Bases 208 to 4035 code for a protein of 1275 amino acids. Gene Ontology annotation, biological process: proteolysis. The record is from RefSeq and is a predicted model, not a curated record. Lineage: Eukaryota; Metazoa; Arthropoda; Insecta; Diptera; Syrphidae. Gene Ontology annotation, cellular component: nucleus. The transcript is spliced from 10 exons.
GGCAAUGAUUGUUUUCGAUUAAAAGUGAAAGUAAGGACUUUUAUAAAAUUUGUAUCUACUUAUUAAACAGUAUUUCUCGUUUAACACACGAUUUAUUAAUAGAAGAUUUAAAUAAGAAAUCAUUCGCCAUUAUUGACAAGACCUAAAUUUAUUGAGUUCUGUCUUAAAGGUUAUAUAUUCCUUUGCAAAUAAAACUAUAAACAGAAAAUGGUCCAGCAUUGGAUGAGUUGGUGUCGCCUUUGCGCACGGGAGGAUCCUAAUAAUACUCACAUUGAUGUGUUCCUUGAAAACACAGAGGGUCUACCAUUAACCAGCACAAUAGCCCAAUGUUUUUCAAUCGAUAUCAACAGUUUUAGCAACUUACCAAAUAAGAUAUGUUUCGAAUGCUAUCGACUAAUCAGAACAGCAAUUGACUUAAACGAGAGAAUAACUAAAGUCUCAGUUAUGUUUGAGGAGCUGCAUGUUACUUACAAUGAUAAUAAGGAGGCAGAAUUUGACUCACACAUAAUAAAAGCCCGACAUAAUCUUGAAUAUGACAUUGAGGUUUUUGCUACAAAUUAUUCUUCCUUGGAACAUCCCAAUGACUUAGAAACAAAAGAUACAAUUCCAGGAAUAGAUGAACAAAUGAUUGAUCAGGAAAUGGUGAAUUGUGACAAUAUCAUUGACGCCGAACCUAUCAAAAUUAAGAUAGAAGCGGACGAAGAAGUUGAAAGUAACUGCGAUGAAAAUGUAUAUUCUCAAAGCCCAAGCGAAGAAAGCUCUGAUAGCAGCAGUGCUGACACUGAAAGGAGAACAGUUGCAGUCAAAAAAAGGCCAAAAAGGAGAUACAGAACAAAGAAACAAAGAGAAGCCGAAGACCUGAAUAAACCUUUUUGCUGCCCCGAGUGUAAAAAGGGUUUUUUGAAAAUUCACAACUAUCGGCGGCAUAUGCAGUUUGCUCACGACAUCACCUUGGAUCUCGAACCACAGCGGUUUAUAUGUGAGCAUUGUGAUAAGGAAUAUAAAACAAGUUCAGCUUUAAAGGAACACCUACGCUCACAUACCGAGGAGCGAACUCUUCAAUGUAGAUAUUGCGAUAAGAAAUUCAAAGGCAAUCCUACUUUAAAACAUCAUGAAGAAACUCACAAUAAUAAAAAAUACAUUUGUGAUAUUUGUGGCCUGAAAUUGAAUACACAACAAACCCUAAGAAUGCACAUGGUUGUCCAUUCGGAUCAGAAAAAAUACAAAUGCGAUCACUGUGGAAAUGAGUUUAAGAGGGCAAAAGCUUUAAAAAACCAUCUCAUCCUACAUACUGGACUGAAACCGUAUUCCUGUGAUUUUUGUGAUAAAACCUUCGCUAGCGGUCCUAACUGUCGUAGUCAUAGGAAGAAAAGUCAUCCCGUAGAAUUUGCCAAGCAGGAAGCUGCUGGUAAACAAUACACAGCAAAAGCAAAAAUACCUACCUUGAGCGAGUUGAAAACUGUAACACCAGUUAUAGCAAUGGUUAGUAAAUCAAGUGACCAUAGAAAGGAGGAAAGUGGAUCACGUUCAUCAAAAUCCAGAGUCGAUCGGGAUAAACUAUUGGAUUCUUCAUCUUCUUUAGAUUGUGAGAAACCUUCGUCAGACUUCUGUCAUGGUAUUUUUGACAAAAACUUGUUCUACUUCACUGUGGGCUAUGUCUCACCGGAAAGAGCAGUUCCCGAAUCCAUCCGGAAACCUCCCUAUUACUUCAAAUACAUGCCACCCGGCAAUACCAUCGGUGAGGUUGAAAUCAAAUCCAACGAACAAGUUCAUCGUCUUAGAGCCAGUUGCAGGUUAGCCGCCAAAAUCCUCCACUCUUGUGAGGACAUCGUCAAGAUAGGAAGCACAACAGACGACAUCGAUGCGUUCGUUCAUGACAAAAUCAUUGCCGCGAACGCCUAUCCAUCGCCCCUGCGUUAUGCUGGCUUUCCGAAAUCUGUGUGCACCUCGGUUAACAAUGUCGCCUGCCAUGGCAUCCCAGAUAACCGGCCGCUCAUGGACGGCGACAUCGUGAACGUUGACAUAACAACCUACUACAAUGGUUACCACGGCGAUUGCUCGAGGACAUUCAUGGUAGGGAACGUGGACGAAAGGGGUCGUUACUUAGUUUCAUGUACCGAGGAAUGCCUUAUGGAAUCGAUUAAACUCUGCAGCCCAGGGAUACCGUUUAAUGCGAUUGGAAAAUUCAUAAGCACUUUUGUGAAAAAGAAGAAGCUAGGGCUGAUUCCGGCGUUCAUUGGACAUGGCAUCGGAAGCUACUUCCAUGGGCCACCUGAGAUCCUUCAUUAUAAAAACAGCGUACCGGGGGUCAUGCAGCCAGGCAUGUCCUUCACAAUCGAACCGAUUCUAACUCUGGGUGGACCCGAUAUUGAAAUCCAGGAAGAUGGCUGGACCGCGAUUAGCGUGGAUGGGGCGAGAAGUGCUCAGUUCGAGCACACCGUUCUCAUUACCCAGACGGGAGUAGAGGUUCUGACCAAUAAUAUGGUUAAACAUUGGAUGCAGUGGUGUCGGCUUUGUGCCCGGGAAGACCCAAACAAUUCUCACGUAAAUGUAUUCUAUGAAGAUGAAAAAGGGCUAGCCCUAUCGGAUACACUCAACAAAUGCUUUUCAAUAGAUAUAAACCAUUUCAAUGAUUGGCCUCACAUGAUUUGUGUUCAUUGCUAUUUCCUGGCCAAAUCGAUUAUCAAUAUGUCUCAGCGAACAUCAAAGGUCCACGCUAUGUUUGCUGAGCUAUUAGAUGGUGACGAUGAUUUAGACGCGGAUAGGGUCAAAGAACGAUAUGACCUACAUAGAAAUUCUGAUAUUAAAUUUGAUCUAAAGCUACCUGUAGGUGAUACCACAACGGCGGUUGUUGAUGCGCUAGAAAUGCCAAUAGAAAUGAACGAACAAAUGGUGGAUGUUAAUGAGUUGCAAUACAUCGAUAGUGACAUGUUGAAUACCACGGCCAUAAAGACCGAAGAUUCAGAUGAAGAUUAUCUACUAGAUCAAUCAGAUCGAAUACCUACACCACAAGAUGUGAGUUCCUCUGACGAUGAUGAUUCCCUAAAAAGUGAAGUUCUAUCAGAGGACCUUUCGAAUGAUGAAAAACAAAAAAAGAAUAAGACUAGAAAUAAGAAUAUGACGAAGACCAAGAGAAAAACAAAAUUAACAGGAAAAAAAGGAGCAGCAGAAAACGACGUGCCAGCGGCGCCAAAAAAGCAACUUAAUCGUAGAAGAAUGCGAACGGAGCCCAUUCAAUGUGAAAAAUGCCCGAAGAGUUUUUUUCGAGUUCAGUUUCAUCGUCGUCAUAUGGAGAAGUUUCAUGGGAUUACAGUGGAGGAUACAGAACCGAAGAAACCAUUGGAAUUUGUUUGUGAAGAGUGCGGUAAGAAAUGCAAGAGCUAUUGGGCCUUAAGGGAUCACCAGUUGACGCACAGUACCGAGAGACCUCUGAAAUGCGCCCAUUGUGAGAAGCUAUUCAAGAACAAACAGACGCUUAAGAUCCAUGAAGAUAUACACAACGAAACUAAUUAUAUUUGUGUCAUAUGUGGCUUAAAAUUGAACACCCGCCGAACAUUGCGAAUGCACAUGGUUGUCCAUUCGGAUCAAAAACAACACAAAUGCGAUUAUUGUGGCAACGAGUAUAAACGUGCCAAAGCAUUGAAAAAUCAUCUUAUCCUACACACGGGUCUAAAGCCUUAUACGUGUGAUUUUUGUGACCGGACUUUUGCAAAUGGUUCCAACUGUCGCAGUCACAAAAAGAAAUCACAUCCCGUUGAGUUGGCUGCAAUGGAGGCAGCUGGAAAAAAUAGUAUAGCUGCUGGUAUACCGAAAUUAGAAGAUCUCAGAGCCAAAACUGCGUCAAAAUUAAAAAUUGCUCAACUCAAUAAAAGUAGUGAAUUGGAUAAAAAUGAACGUAUCAGUGAUGAAAACAAAACCGAUAUCAAUGAAUCAUUGAGGGAAUUGAAAUCGUUCAUAACUAGCGAAAGGACGACGACACAAAUUCAAUCAAUAGAAUUCGAUCAUGGAGUAUUUGGAUCAAUGCCAGCGAGUUAAAAUUUGUCAAAACAUACAAUUUAAGUUCUUUGGUUUGUUUUUAAAAGAAAAAAAGUGUGUAAGUAGUCUAGGCUAGACAUUUACAUACUUAGGUUAAGUAAUUUUAUUUUGGUCAACUGGGAAAUCAGUGACAUUCUAAGAAUUCAUACACCCACCAUUUAAAUUUUAUGCUAAACGCACCAAAAACAUGCAUAAGUUAAUUCCUUUUACUUUCGACGAGUUAAAAUAUGAUUUGAUUUAACUCUGUUUUGAAACUGAAAGAACCCUUUGUACUUAUUUGCAUUACCCUUUGUACUUAUUCUAUCUGCAGACAAAAUUUAUAUUAAAAAUUGAACUAACUCCCUGUGUUCUGAAAUAUUGCACAUAUUUGAGGUAAGAAAAGAUGAAGAGUUACAACUUUCAAAAUUACAUACAGUUUCUCCCUCCACUAAUUAUACAAAGAAAAUGCAAAUUUUCGCAAUGCAAUUUCUCCAAGAAAAUGUAUAAAAGUAGCAGAACUUUACCAUCACUUUAUAGCACAUUUGAGCUCAAAUUAAGUUAAAAAAACUACAUUUUAAGUUAUUAAUUAGCAAAUAAAUUAAUAAACAAAACAAUUCCUUAAUUUAACCUCUCAUAUAUAUUCGCAGACUCACUGUUGUUUUCACUGUAGUAACUCUAUAAUGGUACUUCUGCUUUCCAAUGACAAUAUUAUUAUUUACCUUGAAUUAAAGAAGACAUUUAUUUAAAUUUAAGAUAGUUCUAUGCUCCACGUCGAAAUGGUAACAAAAAGAAAAAAAAACGUCUUUGGAAAUUCGAAAUCGGUUGAGUUUUAUUAUCGCUAACAAACUGAUACGACUUAUCAGCAUGACGUUGGAAAAUGCUCGUUGCUGCCUCAAAAUUGGAAGAGACUCAGCCAAAACCUUUGUAAACACUAGAGGACUUCGACAAGGCGAUGCGCUGUCAUGUAGCAGCUUCAAUAUUGUUCUUGAAAGGGUGGUGGGCUACCCCAACGCCAAUACAAGUGGAACGGUCUUUCAAAAAUCCACACAAUAUCUUGGAUAUGCAGAUGACAUCGACAUUAUGGGAAGAACAUUAUCGAGGAACGUCGCUUAUGGUAUGCGGAUGGUUUGCAAGUUCUGGUCUUCGGGACUUACAUUUUGUGUUAAAAUGUACCAAACAAAUAUCAUGUCCAAUGCAGUGAGCUUUAGGAAAAGAUCGUGAUUAUUAUAUGACUGCCUCACAAAAGUGCUUAAAAACAUAGAUAAAGGCACCGGAUCUUAAUGCAGUCGAGCAUACUCUUAUAUGUAUGCCUUGAACUGGAACGUCGUCGUGUUACUCAAAAGAAUUUUAAAAAUAUUUAGGACCUUAAGGCGGACGAUCAAGAAAAACGUCAGAAAAUUAGUUUUGGAAUUAUGGUGAAAACUUUUCAAUUCAAUACUUCGGCGACUUGAGGAAGCCAUUAAAUCGAAAGGAUACGCAACUAUUACUAAAUAUUAUUAGGUGUACGGUUGUUUGUGAGGUACUGAAUCAUAGAGUAAAUUAGCUGUUUAAUGUUUUAAAUUAAAAUGUUGGUUUAUUUAAAAUAAAAACAAGUUUGAAUGUUAUAUAAAAUGUUUAUAAAGUUCUAUACUCUCCAUACAUUUUCUUGGAGAAAUAGCGUUGCCAAAAUUUCUUUUUUAUGUAUCCGAUUUGUUGUCGGAGCCACUGUAGGCCAUAACUUUGAUUUUAUUAUUAUAAAUUGACGUAUUUGUUCUCUUCUAGGCUCAAGUUUUUUGGCACAAAAUUAAUUAAAUGUUUUGACACCUGAACUUUAAUACAGCUUGUCGAUGAGCCAACUCGAAUCCCUGACGUUGCAGGUCAAUCCGCCAACACCCUAGACUUUUUUCUUACCUCAGCCCCUAAUAAAUGUACAAUCAGUGUAUUACCGCCUCUAGGCACAUCAGACCAUUGUAUCGUAUCUGCAUGUCUUCUCAUGUCUAAAAAACACGUUUGGCAAUAUGAGAUAGCCAACUGGGACGGUCUUAAUGAAUUCUUCAGAAACUUUAACUGGUCACUAUGAUACCUCAAUAGUGACGUGGAUUCCAGCGCAGAUAUGGUUACAUAUUUAAUUCUUUGUAGAAUGAGAAAUUUUAUCCCGAAUAGGGUAAAAUCUAUCAAAACCAAAGAGAACUCAUGGUUUGAUUCGAGCUGUUAAGAGGUUGUAAGUUUCCGUUGUUAUAAAGCCAACCCGACUGAGGAAAACCAGAAUAAGUUCAAACAAGCUAGAAAGACAUGUAAUGGUCAUAUUCGUCGAACCAAAUUUUUGCAUGAUCAGACA